This is a messenger RNA of Nanorana parkeri, 851 nucleotides long. It is a transcript of the gene ELP6, whose product is annotated as elongator acetyltransferase complex subunit 6. The transcript is spliced from 6 exons. The record is from RefSeq and is a predicted model, not a curated record. Gene Ontology annotation, cellular component: elongator holoenzyme complex. Lineage: Eukaryota; Metazoa; Chordata; Amphibia; Anura; Dicroglossidae. Bases 1 to 819 code for a protein of 272 amino acids. Gene Ontology annotation, biological process: tRNA wobble uridine modification.
AUGGCGUCUUAUGCUGGCAGGCUUUCACUGGCGGUUCUGAAGAAGAAUGCGCCGCUGUUCGGAUCGCUGACACGACAAUUCACACUGAUCAGCGAUUGGAAGACGGACGGCGGCUUCCUGUUACAUCACUUCCUGUCCUACUAUCUGAAAUGUAUAUUGAUGGUUGGUGUCUCCUCAGGUGGGCGGAAGGUUUGUUUCGUGGCUCUGGCUCAGUCGUUCAGCCAUUACAACCUCAUCGCACAGAAGUUGGGGGUGAACCUGCUCAGUGCCCGGGAUGGGGGGCAGUUGGUCUUCCUGGAGGGGCUGAGAUCGUACUCCGACCUGUUAUUCUCGGAGACGCCGGAGUCGGACUCCCAUAAUCCUCUGCGCUUCCUCAGGACCGGCGCAGACCUCAGGCCGCUGUAUGACUUUGUUUCGGCCGCGCUGGCGCCCUCUGCGGGAGAGGAGUGGGCGGGCCCGGCGUUGCUGGUGGAUGACCUCGGCAUGUUGAUGAGUUUGGGGGUCUCUCCGCUGCGGAUCCUGGACUUCCUCCAUUACUGCCGAGCCGGCGUGUGCCGCGACCUCCAGGGGGACGUGGUGUGUCUGGUGCACAGGGAAGAGGAGGAUGAGGAUGGGGAGGUCCUGCUGAGGUCGCUGUGUCACCAGAGCGGACGCGUCCUGGAGGCCGAGGGCCUGACCACCGGAUUCUGCAAAGACGUCCACGGCCAGCUGAAGAUCACCCACAAGCACCCGCGGGACCGAUCCGUGGUCCUCCAGUACAAGAUCCAGGACAAGAACGUCAGCUUCUUCGCCCCCGGCCUCUCCUCGGCUGUCCUGUGAGGAGGGGCCCCUCGUAACACAGCGCGGGGCCC